AUGGGAUUUGAUUUGCGUUUUAUUGGCCUUGUCAUUGCUACGGUUAGCUCGGUGAGGUAUAAAAUAAUUCAUGGUGGACAUGAGCUCGGCCCGAUUGUUCCUGAGAGGGGUAUUAGACAAGGUGAUCCUUCAUCACCUUACUUAUUUCUUAUUUUUGCUGAGGGCUUCUCAUCGUUAGUACGGAAGUUGGAGCGGGAUGGUAGGCUUAAGGGUUGCAAGGUUGCUAAUGGUGCUCCGGUCAUAUCUCAUAUGCUUUUUACGGAUGCUAGUUAUGUCUAUUGUCGUGCAAAUGAUAGAGAGGCUUCGCAUAUACUACAUCUGCUUCAGUUAUUUGAAAUCGCUUCUGGUCAACAAGUUAAUUUCAGUAAGUCCUCUGUCUUCUUGAGUACUAAUGUGCCUAAUGCUACUCGAGACCGGUUAUGUGGGAUCCUUAGAAUGAGACUUGCUGAUGAACAUAGUACUUAUCUUGGCUUCCCUUGUGUCAUGGGAAGAAAUAAGGAUGCUAUUUUGGGGUUUUUGAAAGAUAAGAUGCAGAAGCGCAUUCAAAGUUGGGAGGGUCAUUUCUUAUCUACUGCUGGGCGUGAAUAUUGGUGGAGUUCGAGUAGUAGGAAGGGUGUGAGCUGGUUUAGUUGGAGGAAACUUUGCAACAAUAAGAGCUCUGGUGGGAUGGGUUUUUGGAGUUUGCGUGAGUAUAAUCUGUCUUUGUUGGGAAAGCAAGGUUGGCGGUUACUUCUGCACCAGGAUUCCCUUGUGGGUCGGAUAUAUAAGGCUCGAUAUUUUCCUAACUGUUCUUUCUUGGAGGCCGAGUUGGGUGGCAAUCCGAGCUUUAUUUGGCCCAGUGUCUUAGAGUCACAAACGCUGCUUAGAGAUGGUGCUCGUAGGAGAAUUGGACCUGGUUCAUCAACUGAGCUCAUGAAGCCAGACAGUAGACAAUGGGAUUUGGAGCUUAUUGAGGACUUGUUUGAUUCCUGUGAUGUUGAGCUCAUCAAACAGACGGUCAAUGUUAGUUGGAAUUCAUCCAUGGAGGAUGAUGUCUGGAAAAUGAUGUGGAAGAUUAAAGCUCCUCCUAAGGACAAUAAGGGGUUGGUUGAAGAAGCUGUCAUGGUUGGAUGGGCAUUUUGGAAGGCUCGAAAUGAUAUGCUUUGGAAUGGUAAAUGUUGUAGUGCUGCUGAUGUUGUUUGGCUGACUCGUACUACUCUUCGACAAUGGACGUGUGCCCAGUCUAAGCAGCUGGACACGGGUUCCCUGGCUUCCAAUCGCACUGACACAAGAGAACACUGGUCCAAACCGGCAGCUGGACAGUUAAAAAUUAAUGUGGAUGGGGCAAUUUUUGAAGACACAAAUGAGAUCGGCACUGGUUUUGUAGCGCGCGACUUUGAUGGUCGAUUAAUUGAGGCGUUUUCCACUAUUUUUUCUGUCAGUUGCCGACCCGAGAUUGUAGAGAUUCUAUGUAAAGACCGCUUAGUUUAA
Messenger RNA from Cannabis sativa, 1470 nucleotides. RefSeq lists its product as uncharacterized. The transcript is spliced from 5 exons. The record is from RefSeq and is a predicted model, not a curated record. Bases 1 to 1470 code for a protein of 489 amino acids. NCBI's taxonomy places the organism in Eukaryota, Viridiplantae, Streptophyta, Magnoliopsida, Rosales, Cannabaceae.